AUGACUGAAACAAAGAAAGAAAGUUCAGCCCCUAAGGAACUUAAGGGCACUAUCAAAGAUAGAUUUAUUUCAUUGACUGAAAAUUUACAAUUUGCAUGGUUUGCAGGACAUGCUGUUGUCUUAUUGUGUUCUUUCUUCUAUUUAUUCUCUUUUAAUAGAAUAAUUUAUAGAAUUGCUUACUUAGGUGUUCUACAUUCUUUUGGUAUUAUUGUAUAUCAACAAUACUAUCAAAAUGUUAAGACUGCUGCUACUAGUAAUAAUAACGGUGGUGCAUCUUCAAACGCUGGUACUUCAUUCCCAAAACUUUCCCUUAAUGUAUUAAUCAAUGAUGAAAACAUUUUAUAUUUUGUUUUAGCUGCAAUGUGGUUAAUAACUCCAGUAUUCUCCCUAUCUUUGGUUCCAUAUUCUCUAUUUUCUUUAUUCCAUGUAUUGAAAUAUUUACAAAAUAUUCUUUUACCAAUUGUAUUUGGUAUCUCUAAAGAAAACAACAGUAAAGUAGCCACUGUAGCUAAAUUUACACAUACUUAUAAUGAAAAAUGUAUGUAUUGGGUUGGUACAUCAGAGAUUAUUAUUGUUGUCCUAUUAUUAGUCAGAGCCUUACUAUGGUAUCCAAGUUCAUGGAUUGUCUUAUUAACUUUUAUUCUAUUUUUGAAGUUAAGAUAUGAAAACUCUAAGUAUACUAAAUCUGCAUUUUCUCAAUGUAGAGUUAGGUUAGAUGGUAUUAUUAGUCAUCCAUCUAUUCCACCUCCUGUGAAGAGUGCUUACAAUACUGCCAAAGCUAAACUGAUUGAACUUUCUCGUUAUCAAUUAACCAAACCAAUUGAGGCUGAAAAGAAGACUACUUAA
Molecule: messenger RNA, 846 nt
Organism: Maudiozyma saulgeensis
Lineage: Eukaryota; Fungi; Ascomycota; Saccharomycetes; Saccharomycetales; Saccharomycetaceae
Source: the annotation of a GenBank genome assembly